Messenger RNA from Trachymyrmex septentrionalis, 1666 nucleotides. It is a transcript of the gene Lrr47, whose product is annotated as leucine-rich repeat protein 1. The transcript has 6 exons. Lineage: Eukaryota; Metazoa; Arthropoda; Insecta; Hymenoptera; Formicidae. Gene Ontology annotation, molecular function: protein binding. The record is from RefSeq and is a predicted model, not a curated record. Bases 386 to 1642 code for a protein of 418 amino acids.
UUUCAGCACUCAAAUAUAUAGCUACCUCAUUUUAAGUUCAAAAAUUUGGGGGGGGGGAGGGGGAUUUCGAACAACGCGACACACAGACUUAUUGUUUAUGCAUGUGGUCUUUGCUCCACGAAGAGCCAUACAUCAGAAUACCGGAUUUAUCGACCUUUUAGUGGAUCGAAAUCAAGAUAGGGAUCUUUAAGAAGAAGAAAAAGUCUCAGGAGAAGAAAAGAAAAAUAUUUAAUUGGUUAUAGCAUAGAUUAUGUAUAACCUGUAUAUCACUUAUUAUCGUGGCGUUUUAAAGAACAGUCUUGGACUUUUUUUCUGCCAGAUUCUUUUAUUGUAUGCAAAAACGCAUUAAAUGAGCCUAAUUUCAUUGAAAACGGAGUGAACGAUUAUGAAGUUUCAUUGCUAUAUCGAGAUCCACGAUAGAAUAUUAUCUGUCUGCUCGCAGAGAAGAUCACAGUCGAUCUUGGCAUUCACUAAGAAAUCAGUUGAAGAUGACGACGUAUAUCUGUAUCUGCAAACACGACAGAACAAGCAAGGCACCAAGUACCAGAUUGUUAAUAAUGUAAAACAAGUGUUCACGAAGUUUAUCGCCGAUGGCAAAGUUACAAUAAGACUGACACAACCUUGUCACGAUCUGAUAAUUCAGAGUGAUUCAAUUCAAUUGAAAAGCUUUCUUCGUAUAUUGAAUCAAAUAAUAAAUAGACAUUCUCAGCAUGACGUUCUCGUAAAUAAGUACACAGUUAUGCCUAAUGUGUCUUUCAACUCAAGUCAAUUCUCCAUGGGAAAAGUCAAAAUUGUAGUAAAGAAAAAGUCUGACUAUCCAACAUUACAGGGUUUCCCAAGAACUACAGAGCAACUAAUUUUAAGUGGACUGAGCAGAAAGUCAUUUGAUCGGCAAAUUUUGCGUUUGCAAAGUCUAAGAAUUCUAGAUUUGUCGGACAAUAACAUCUCUUAUUUGCCAAAAGAGCUAGGCACCUUACCUCAUCUUCAACAACUUUUACUGUCGCAAAAUAAUCUUGGAAAAUCACCUAAAUCAAAGUGGACAUGGUUAGAGCAAACUGCCAUUAAGCAUAAUUUGCAUUUGUUAGAUAUAAGUAGUAAUUUAUUAACUGAAUUGCCAACACAGAUUAAAAACCUAAAUGCCUUGGUACAUUUAAAGAUUAGCCAAAAUGCAUUGACGCAUCUACCACAUAAUAUUAGAACUUUACGAAAUCUGAAAGUUUUGGAUGUAGCAAGAAAUCAUUUGUCAUAUUUACCAGUGACCAUCACAUAUCUGCGAUUACAGCUUUUAGAUGUUACAGAGAAUCCGUUUACGGAAUCCUACAUUAAAAAUGAUGUUUGUGGAAAUGACAGUACAAUGACAGUAAAGAUGGCAAGUCUUGUUGAAUGGUCAGCUAAGAGCAUUCUAAAGUCUAGGAUAACGUAUGAUGCAAGUAUAAUACCAUAUACAUUGGUGGAUUAUUUGGAUGAAGCAAAAUGCUGCUACCUAUGUAGAACUGCCUGUUUUGAUUGUUACAUAAAGAAGCUCAUAUAUGUACCUUUACUAUGUGCCGAGAUAAAAAAGUCGAUGUCUACAGCUUUUAUAUUUGAAGCUUAUUUCUGUUCGUUACUCUGUGCUAGCAAUAUCCUCUGUAAGUCAAAAUAAAACACUUUAACACAUCUCAAUCAA